AUGAAGAAACCAAUAAUUUCAUCAUUAGCGAAAAAAGAUGAAGAACAAUUGAAAAAGAGAAAACUUGAGCAAGUCCAAGAAGAGGAAGAAGACUCAUUCUCUCAUGAUGUAGAAAAUGAUGAUGAUGAGCAGGUAUUCCAAGAGGAGGAAAACAAUGAAACAGCCUUCUCCUCGGAAGAAGAACAAGAUGAAGAAGAAACUUCCACCCAUCGGAACAACAAGAAAAAGAAAGUCUCAUCCUCUUCGGAAGAGAAUCAACAAAAACAUUCCUUCGUGGUGGAUGAAUUGAAUGUAACCAAAAACAUUCAUAUUUCUCCCAUCAAGAGAUUGUGUUUGAAUCCUGGACAGACCAUGUUAGCUGUAGCUCGAUUUAAUAGCGAAAUUGAAAUUUGGUCUCUUGAUAACUCUGUUUUCAAUAGAGGUAAAAGAACCGAAAAAACUAGAGCAAUGACUCCGAGCGAGCAGUGCACUCUCAUCAAAAGAAUUCCUGGAAAGAUUGGUACAAGUGUUGAAGGUAUGAUUUGGACCAAGGAUAACAGAUUAUUUACGGCUGGUUUGCAUGGUAUGAUAACUGAAUGGGAUUUGGAGAAACAAAUUCCAAAGAGAAUAUCUACGGCCGUUCUUGGAGGUGCAAUAUGGUCCAUGGAUUAUUGUGAGGAAAAGAAUCUUAUUGCUAUUGCUUGUGAGGACGGAGCAGUUAGACUUAUUCAGGAAGAAGAUUUGAGUCUCAAGUUCUUUUUGGCUCCUGCACGAACGAAUGAACCUCCCAGUGGAAAAAAGUAUGCACAUUGUGAAAAUAGUCAUAGAAUGUUGACAACAAAGUUUAUUGAGCAUGGAAAUAAGGUUUUGGUUGGUGGCAUGACUGGAGUGUUCUGCUUUGAUUUAAACAAGAGAACUCUUCUCUAUAGGAUUAAUUUAAAGAACUCAUUUUGCUGGUGCAUGGAAAUUCUCAAUGAUAGAAUGUUGGUUGUUGGAGAUUCAGAAGGAAAUAUUCAUUUUUGUGACUAUAUUCUAGGAGCCAUAGUGAACUCGAUCAAGGGUCACACUGGAGACGUUUUGAAGAUUUGUAUUCAACAACCUGGAAUUAUUUAUUCGACAGGAGUUGAUGGAAGCAUUGCCAUGUAUAAGGAAGUUGGAAAGAAAUAUGUUUUCGUGAUUAGAAAGAGACCAUCCCUCCACGAUUUGUGUGACAUUAUUUAUUGUGACAAAGAAAAGACUCUUUACUUUGGAGGCCUAAACAGCGCCAUUUUGAGAAUGAAGACUGAAAUAUUUUACAGACAACAAGACUUGAAAGACAAAAUCUUUGACAGACUCAGGAUUAAACCAAACAGAGAUGUUUUGAAAGUGGCUCAUGAAAGAAGAAUUGCACUCUUUGACAACAUGGCAAACACACUUACUCUCUUACAUUUACCAGAACCAACAGUUGAACAUAGACGUGUGAGCUUAGAUGAGCCUGCCUCUAUUCUUAUGCAAUUAAAAGUGAAAAGUAAGGGAAAUUGGUACAGCUCCAGGUCAGAUAUUUCACCAAAUGGAAAAUAUAUUUGUGUGAGCUCUGUGGAUUCCACCUAUUUAAUCAAGCUAAAAUAUGAAGAUUCCUCUCAUGCUGUCACUUUAGAAAAGAAGCUCAAUUUAUCUGAGACAGAGUAUGGUAUUAUACCAGGUCAUUAUGCCGCUUUUGCUGGAAAUCAAUACUUGGUCGUUGUUGCAAGAGAUUGCUCAACCCUACAAAUUUUUGAUAUUGACAACGAAACUCUUGUUUCAUCGAUUCAACUUCCUUCGACCAAGAUUGAUACAAAUUUAGAAAGAUCUGACUCACCUUUUUCAAUAUUUUCCAAUUCAAUUAAUGGUCUAAUUGCCAACGAAAAGUAUAUAGUAGUUUCUAAAGGAAAUGUCUUGAUGACCUAUCGAGUGGAAGACCUAUCUUCUCAAAAGAACAAGAUACACUUUGAAGUAGAAUUGCCAACACAUAAUGGAUUCUUGUACAAGUUGGAUUUCCUUGACAGAUGCAACUCUAAAUGCUCCACUUUCUAUUCCCUCACUUCUCCCAACACUAUCACCAUGUUUGAAGCUGACAGACGUCGAACCAUGGUCUCUCCUCUUAAUUUUCCCUCAGAAAAAUUGAAUCAAUCCACCAUUACCUCAAUCCAUCAAAUAUCUCCAGACCACUUCUUUAUUACAUCACUUAAUCGAUGCUUCAUAAUGAACGCUAACACUUAUCAAAUCAAAGAUUAUGUGUUAUCGAGCAGAAAAGGUAAAUCUGAAGACAUGGUUGGGUUUGCCAGUGUGAAUUCUGAUGAAUUAUUAAUGGCUUGCUUUGAUUACAAAAUUCAUACGGAGGAACUGCUGCCACCUGUGAUUGACAGAAAGCGUUUCGGUACUUAA
Molecule: messenger RNA, 2382 nt
Organism: Naegleria lovaniensis
Lineage: Eukaryota; Heterolobosea; Eutetramitea; Acrasida; Naegleriidae
Exons: 1
Coding region: 1-2382 (793 amino acids)
Biological process (GO): maturation of SSU-rRNA from tricistronic rRNA transcript (SSU-rRNA, 5.8S rRNA, LSU-rRNA)
Cellular component (GO): 90S preribosome; t-UTP complex; small-subunit processome
Molecular function (GO): protein binding; RNA binding
Source: RefSeq, a predicted model, not a curated record